CGUCCGCUCGCGACGAUGAACGACCAUUCUCUCUACUCCGGCGUGUCUACGUCGUCGUGCGACGUCGGGAUCGUGACCGUCUCGUGCCGACACGGCGUGCGAGAGAUCGAACGCCAUUUCGCUGGCGGCGCGGCGCGUUUCUCGAAUCGAACAUCAUCGAACAUCGAACAUGGCCGAAGCCGAGCUGACGGCGAGCGGGGGUGGCGAUGACCGAGAAACGGAGAGGCCGCAAUUUGGAACGCGGAAUUUGCCGCACGACGGAAACGUCUUUCAGCACAAUGCGUGGGAUAAUGUCACAUGGGACGAGGAGCAAGAGAAGUUGGCGCAACAGAAAGUGGAUGAGAAUUCCAUUGUUACAAUAUCAUCUGAGCAACUUUUUAAAUAUGAAGCCGAAGCGGAUAAAUAUUGGGACAAGUUUUAUGGAAUACACAAUAAUGGAUUUUUCAAAGACAGGCAUUGGUUGUUAAUUGAAUUUCCAGAAUUAGCACCCAAUACUGUUAAACAGGAUACAGAAAGGCCCAUGAGAGCCGCUUUUACAGACCAAGAUGAAAAUUAUGGGGAUAAACACAUAAAAAUUCUUGAUUUACCAUGUAAAGACAAUUGUAGAAUAUUGGAAAUAGGAUGUGGUGUAGGAAACACCGUAUUUCCUAUACUCAUGUAUAAUACAGACCCAAAGCUAUUUGUAUAUUGCUGUGAUUUUUCAGCGAAAGCCAUCAAUAUAUUAAAACAAAAUCCUGCUUAUAAUGUAGAUAGAUGUAAAGCAUUUAUUUUGGACGUAACUCAGGAAACGUGGACGACUCCUUUUGAGCCUGAAAGUCUAGACAUCAUCGUUCUUAUAUUCGUAUUGUCUGCCAUUCAUCCCGAUAAGAUGCAACAUGUUAUGCGGCAAAUGUACAAGUAUCUCAAACCGGGUGGAAUAAUUUUGUUUCGUGAUUAUGGCAGACACGAUUUAGCUCAAUUGAGAUUUAAGAAGGGCAACUGUCUUGGCAAGAAUUUCUAUGUGCGUGGAGAUGGUACCAAAGUGUACUUCUUUUCACAAGAGGAUGUUAGAGAAUUAUUUACCCAUAAUAGCUUCAUUGAAGAACAAAACUUUGUAGACAGAAGGCUGCAAGUUAACAGAGGUAAACAGUUGAGAAUGUAUAGAGUAUGGGUGCAGGCAAAAUAUCGAAAGCCAUCAUAAAAACUAUGUAAUGUGUUUAAUGUUAUCGAAUUAAAAAAAAACAGAUGUUACGUAAAUAGAAUAUUACGUUACAUAGAAUAAUUGCAUAGAAAUAUAUUUUUAUAUAUUGUUCUCGCUCUCAAGUCAACUUAUUCUCAUACAAUAAUAUUUCAAUAAUAUGUAAAUUUUUUAGAUUAUUAAAUAAAACCAAACUAGACCAAAUUAACGAAUUAAAUAUGUAAGAUCGGGAUUUAACAGGCUCUUAAAUAUCGAUCGCAUUACAAAAUAAAUUAGUUUUCAAACUG
Solenopsis invicta (red fire ant) is the source of this 1464-nucleotide messenger RNA. It is a transcript of the gene Mettl2, whose product is annotated as tRNA N(3)-methylcytidine methyltransferase METTL2. The transcript is spliced from 6 exons. The record is from RefSeq and is a predicted model, not a curated record. Gene Ontology annotation, molecular function: tRNA (cytidine-N3)-methyltransferase activity. Lineage: Eukaryota; Metazoa; Arthropoda; Insecta; Hymenoptera; Formicidae. The coding region runs from base 170 to 1180 and encodes 336 amino acids.